UCAGGAUGAGCCAGGCUCGGCCCUGGGCGGGAGGCCGGCAGCUGCAGGUGGCCCUCGUGAGGGGGACCCUGACCGGUGCCCUCUUUCUCCUGGGCUGCGGGGCACUCGCCGAUUUCCAGCAGGCGGGCACCGUCCUGGUGGGCGGGGACCCACGCUACCUCCGGAGGGAGCCGCUGCCUCACUGGGGCGGGGCCCAGAGUCGCCUGGUCCACAGGCCCAGGGCCCCAGAGACCGUACCAGCAGGCCCCUCGAGGAGGAGACGAAGACUGGCGGCAGGGGACAUCCUGCACCUGGAGCUGCUGGUGGCCGUGGGCGCCGACGUCCACCAGGCUCACCAGGAGGACACGGAGCGCUACGUGCUCACCAACCUCCACAUCGCGUCGGAGCUGCUGAGGGACCCGUCCCUGGGGGCGCAGUUCUGGGUGCACCUGGUGGGGAUGCUCAUCCUGACGGAGCCGGAGCAAGGUCCAGACGUCUCGGCCAACAUCACCUCCUCCCUGCUAAGCGUGUGUGAGUGGAGCCGGACAGUCAACCCCGCAGACGACUCGGACCCCAGGCACGCCGACCUGGUCCUCUAUGUCACCAGGUUUGACCUGGAGCUGCCUGAUGGCAACCGGCAGGUGCGGGGGGUCACCCAGCUGGGGGGCGCCUGCUCGCCCUCCUGGAGCUGUCUGAUCACCGAGGACACAGGCUUCGACUUGGGGGUCACCAUCGCCCACGAGAUCGGGCACAGCUUCGGCCUGCAGCACGACGGCGCCCCGGGCAGCAGCUGCGGCCCCAGCGGCCACGUGAUGGCGUCGGACGGCGCGGCGCCCGCCCGCGGGGGCCUGUCCUGGUCCGCCUGCAGCCGCCGGCAGCUGCAGAGCCUGCUCAGCGCAGGGGGGGCGCGCUGUGUGCGGGACCCGCCAGGGGCCGCGCCCGUGAGGCGCGCGCCCGAGGUGCAGCCCGGCCUCUACUACGGCGCCGACGAGCAGUGCCGCGUCGCCUUCGGCCCCUCGGCCGCCGCCUGCACCUUCGCCCGCGAGCCUCUCGACGUGUGCGAGGCCCUCUCCUGCCACACGGACCCGCUGGACCGGAGCAGCUGCAGCCGACUCCUCGUCCCUCUCCUGGACGGGACACCCUGCGGCGUGGAGAAGUGGUGCUCCAAGGGUCACUGCCGCUCCCUGGCGGAGCUGACCCCCGUGGCGGCCGUGCACGGCCACUGGUCCAGCUGGGGCCCUGCUAGUCCCUGCUCACGCUCCUGCGGUGGGGGUGUGGUCACCAGGAGGCGGCGCUGCGACAAUCCCAGACCUGCCUUCGGGGGGCGCACGUGCGACGGAGCCGACCUCCAGGCGGAGCUGUGCAACACCCAGGCCUGCGAGAGGACCCAGCUAGACUUCAUGUCUGAGCAGUGCGCGCAGACCGACAGCCAGCCCCUGCGCCUCGCUCCAGACAGUGUCUCCUUCUACCACUGGGAGGCGGCGGCGCGGUACAGCCGAGGAGACGCCCUGUGCAGACACGUGUGCCGGGCCGUUGGCGAAAGCUUCAUGGUGCGGCGUGGCGCCCACUUCCUGGAUGGGACCCGGUGCGUGCCAAGUGGCCCUCAGGAGGACGGGGCCCUGAGCUUGUGCGUGCUGGGCAGCUGCAGGACGUUUGGCUGUGACGGUCGGCUGGACUCCCGGCAGGUGUGGGACGUGUGCCAGGUGUGUGGCGGGGACAACAGCACCUGCAGCCCACACAACGGCUCCUUCACGGCCGGAAGGGCUGGAGAGUACGUCACCUUUCUGACGGUCACGCCCAACCUGACCAGGGUGUACGUGGCAAACCGCAGGCCUCUCUUCACACACCUGGCGGUGCGGGUGCGCGGGCGCUACGUGGUGGCCGGGAACGCGAGCCUCUCCCCCAGCACCACCCACCCCUCCCCGCUGGAGGACAGCCGUGUGGAGUACAGGCUGACGCUCACCGAGGACCGGCUGCCCCAGCUCGAGGAGAUCCACAUCCGGGGACCCGCCCCGGGGGACAUCGAGGUCCAGGUUUACCGGCGGUACGGAGACGAGUACGGCGCCCUCUCCCGCCCCGACAUCACCUUCACCUACUUCCAGCCCAAGCAGCGGCCGGCCUGGGUGUGGGCCGCAGUGCAUGGGCCGUGCUCCGUGAGCUGUGGGGCAGGGCUGCGCUGGGUGACCUACAGCUGCCUGGACCAGGCCCAGAACCAGUGGGUGGAGACUGCCCGGUGCCGAGGGAGCCUCCGGCCACCCGCGUGGCCAGAGCCCUGCGUCCCUGAGCCCUGUCCCCCGUACUGGGCAGCCGGGGACUUCGGCCCGUGCAGCGUCUCCUGUGGCGGAGGCCUGCGGGUGCGGCCGGUGCGCUGCGUGGAGGAGGCCCCGGGUGGGCGCCUGAGGACGCUGCCCCCGACCCGGUGCAGAGCAGGGGCCCAGCGGCCGGCAGCAGUGGAGCCCUGCAGCCCCCAGCCCUGCCCCACCAGGGCGUGGCGACUGUCCCGUGCCGUCCUCAGCGGCGAGGUGUCUGGCUCUGGCCUGGCCUUGGAGAACGUGACGUGUGCGCAGGGCGCCGACGGCCUGCAGGUGCCUGUGACCACGGGGCCCUGCUCCACGGCCGAGCAGCUGCCCCCCCUGGAGCCCUGUGUCGGGAUGGCGUGUCCUCUAGGCUGGGGUCUGAGCCCGGCACUGGUCAGCCCCCGCCCCCAGCGGCCCCUGCCUGCAGACCCCACCCCCACAGAUGAGGAGCCUGCAGAGACAGAGACGGGGCCUGGGCUGGACACCAAGUCUCUGAGGGAGGAGGCUCCACCCCCACUGGGCACUGCCAGCCCGGGGACCCGAGCUGCACCUGUGUGGACUCCUGUGGCCGGGCCGUGCUCUGUGUCCUGUGGGCGAGGCCUUAUGGAGUUGCGUUUCCGAUGCGUGGACGCCGUCCUGAGGACGCUGGUCCAGGAGGAGCUGUGCCACUCGGCGAGCAAGCCUAGGGACCAACGUGGGGUCUGCCAGGCCGCCCCCUGCCCUGCACGGUGGCGGUACCAGCUGGCGGCCUGCAGCGCGAGCUGUGGGGGCGGGGUUGUGCGGAGGAUGCUGUACUGUGCCCGGGCCCGCGGGGAGGACGAGGGCGACGAGGAGAUCCUAACGGAGGCUCAGUGCCAGGGGCUGCCUCGCCCAGAGCCCCACGAGGCCUGUGGCCUGGAGCCCUGCCCGCCCAGGUGGAAAGUUGUAUCCCUGGGCCCGUGCUCAGCCAGCUGUGGCCUCGGCACCGCCGCACGCUCCGUGGCCUGCGUGCAGCUUGACCAAGGCCAGGACACUGAGGUGGACCAGGUGGCCUGUGCCGCUCUGGUGCGGCCCCAGGCCAGGGUCCCCUGCCUCAUCGCCGACUGUCCCUACCGGUGGCAGGUCAGCUCCUGGACAGAGUGCUCCGUCUCCUGCGGGCCGGGCGUCCAGCGCCGGCACGACGCCUGCCUCGGCCCCCAGGCCCAGGCUCCCGUGCCUGCCGACUUCUGCCAGCACUUGCCCAAGCCAGCGACGGUGCGGGGCUGCUGGGCAGGGCCCUGUGCGGGGCAGGGGACGGCCCGCCCCGCGCCCCACGAGGACGCCGCGGCUCCCGGCCAGGCUGGAGCUGCUGCUUCACCGGAGUGGCCCCGGACCCGCCUCCCGCCCCCGGCUCCUCAGCCUCGGGGGCGCCUGCCCGGACCCCAGGGAAAUCUGGGGGAGUCCAGUGCCUGCGGCCGACAGCUCCUGGAGCCGGCAGGAACCAUCGACCUGCGAGGCGCCCGGCAGGGAGACUGUGCGGUGGCCCUCGGGCGGCCCCUGGGCGAGGUGGUGACCCUCCACGUGCUGGAGAGCUCCCUGAACUGCAGCGCGGGGGACAUGCUGGUGGUCUGGGGCCGGCUCACGUGGAGGAAGACGUGCAGGGAGCUGUCGGGCACGACUUUCGUCUCCAUGAGCAACACCCUGGUGGUGCGGCAGCGCCGUGCGGGGCCGCGGGGCGGAGUGGUGCUGCGGCACGGCAGCCGGCCUGCCCCGCAAACCUACCGAGAAUGUGACGUGCAGCUCUUUGGACCCCGGGGGGCGAUCGUGAGCCCCUCGCCCAGUGUGCAUGGAGGGAGGGCAGGGGGCUGCCGGCUCUUCAUCAGCGUGGCCCCGCAGGCCCGCAUAGCCAUCCACGCCCUGGCCGCCGGCACGGCCCCUGGAGCCGAGGGAGCCAACGCCAGCGACAUCACGAUCCGGGACAUCCACAGCUGGAGCACCACGACCUUCCGUGGGCAGCAGGUGCUCUACUGGGAGUCCAGGGGCAGCCAGGCCGAGGUGGAGUUCAGCCAGAGCUUUCUGGAGGCCGGCGCCAGCCUGCGAGGCCACUACUGGACCUUCUGAUGGAGAGUGCGGGAGGAAGGGGGGCAGUGGGACCUGGAUACUCGGCCCUGGCUGUCCCCCCGGCCCCGCUCGUCCCCACGUCGGCCGCUGACCUGCCCUCUCCAGAGCACCUGGCGGGCGUCCGGGCUUGCUCUCCGACAGCGUUCUGGUCUCGGGGGGCGUCGGCUGGAAGGCGGGCACGCGUUGGAAAAGCGAUGCCAGCCCCCUGGGAACCAAUAAACAAA
This is a messenger RNA of Lepus europaeus (European hare), 4579 nucleotides long. It is a transcript of the gene ADAMTS13, whose product is annotated as ADAM metallopeptidase with thrombospondin type 1 motif 13. Bases 6 to 4355 code for a protein of 1449 amino acids. Gene Ontology annotation, molecular function: metalloendopeptidase activity. Lineage: Eukaryota; Metazoa; Chordata; Mammalia; Lagomorpha; Leporidae. Gene Ontology annotation, biological process: extracellular matrix organization; proteolysis. Gene Ontology annotation, cellular component: extracellular matrix. The record is from RefSeq and is a predicted model, not a curated record. The transcript is spliced from 30 exons.